Musa acuminata AAA Group (dessert banana) is the source of this 534-nucleotide messenger RNA. RefSeq lists its product as uncharacterized. Gene Ontology annotation, biological process: regulation of cilium movement. NCBI's taxonomy places the organism in Eukaryota, Viridiplantae, Streptophyta, Magnoliopsida, Zingiberales, Musaceae. The transcript is spliced from 5 exons. The record is from RefSeq and is a predicted model, not a curated record. Bases 1 to 534 code for a protein of 177 amino acids.
AUGGUGAUGGUUCAUGUGAAAGCCGCGGCGGCGGAAUCGGAGGAGCAGCAGCAGCAGUUCCUCUACGAGUGUCGUUCCACUUCGAGCAUCGACGAGAUGACCGACGCCAUCCUUGGCAUCCACGCCCUGCAGUCUCACAUCCAAUCCCUCGCCCUUCUCAUUAGGCAGCGCCUUCUCGCUGACCCUUCUUUAGCAGAAAGUUAUCCGGAUGUAGCACUUGCUCUGAAGAGAUCCUUAUCAGAAGCUGAGACUUACGUGUCAAAGGAACAAGUGGCGCACAAAAAAUUCUUGUCACCUCAUGCUCUUAGAGCUCAUAUUAAGAGCUUGGAAAAGGAAGUCAAGGUUGCUCAAUCAAAGGGUUUUCUGGACUUCGAUCUGCCGCAACUACUUUCUGAUUGUGAGCUUCAUCAUGGUAUGCAACUUUGGUGGGCUGGGAAAGAACUCGUUAGAGGAAAAAAACUAUGUGACUACAUUGGUGAAAAUGAGAAAACAAAGAUUGUGAUCAUAUUGAAGCCAUCUUGUUCGAGCGCUUAA